This is a messenger RNA of Sebastes umbrosus (honeycomb rockfish), 1718 nucleotides long. Its product is annotated as zinc finger protein Gfi-1-like. The coding region runs from base 395 to 1285 and encodes 296 amino acids. The transcript is spliced from 6 exons. The record is from RefSeq and is a predicted model, not a curated record. Lineage: Eukaryota; Metazoa; Chordata; Actinopteri; Perciformes; Sebastidae. Gene Ontology annotation, biological process: regulation of transcription by RNA polymerase II. Gene Ontology annotation, molecular function: DNA-binding transcription factor activity, RNA polymerase II-specific; RNA polymerase II cis-regulatory region sequence-specific DNA binding.
CUGAUGCUGUGUUUAGUUUGUGCACCGCUGCAACAUCCACAAUUUUGCACCAAAAUGUUUUUUUUAAGUUGAGCUGGACAGAUUUAGUGCUGUUGUGAGUGUGCAGUGUUUGGGUUUGUGUGUGAGGAAGCAGUGUGUGGUUGUCAGCUCAGAGGUGUCAGAGCUGAAGCACUUCCUCGUCCUUCUUUAACCUCAUCAUCACACCGACCUGCAGAGAACAUCAACGGCUCACAAUCCAGACUGACCUCACAUGUGACACACUGACUUCACAUUGUGUUACAGGACUACUAUCUCAGUUCAAUUAUUGGUGUGUGACACAAGAAGAACUGGUGGGAUGUAAAAAUCUGAUGACUUUGAUUUCGGCUGUAGAGCAGUUCUUUGUCCCUAUUGAGUGAUGCCUCGUUCUUUCUUGGUGAAGCGAGGAGGGUUGCACUACCUUGGAAAAAAGACGGGGUCCUGGGAUACGUACCUGGAGUACUCCACCACAGAAACAUCGGCGGUGCCCGUCGCAUUACUGCAGCAGGACCUUCCUGCUGCCAGCAAGCACCUUCAGCCACUCAGUCCCAAAUCUCACGACCAUAGAUCUGCUGAGCCCUGCGGUCCCGUCAACUCAGAUAAGUUUAGCGCCGUGGAGAAAGUGAAGUCUCGCCCUCCCACACCGGCGGUAUGGUCCAGACCUCAUGUGAGCUCAGGAUAUCCAGACAAACUGUCUGUGGGACUGGGAGACUUGACCCAGCAGCACCCUCACAUCCUGAGGGAGACCAGGAGCAGCGGCUGCUCCAAGACCACUGCUCCAAGGCAGGAGUGUCCACUCUGUGGCAAAAUAUUUCCAUGUCUGUCCAGUUUGAAGACUCACAUAUGCAGGUGUCAUGGUAGCAGAGCGCCGGCACACAUCAAGUCCAGCAGGACAGAUACUGAGCGGUCGCCAUGCAGGGGCAAGGAGAGGACGUUUGGCUGUACAGUGUGUGGGAAAGUGUUCAAGCGCUCCUCCACGCUCUCCACUCAUCUGCUCAUCCACUCAGACACCCGGCCCUACCCCUGCCAGUACUGUGGCAAACGCUUCCACCAGAAGUCUGACAUGAAGAAACACACCUUCAUACACACCGGCGAGAAGCCCCAUGUGUGUCAGAUAUGUGGGAAGGCGUUCAGCCAGAGCUCCAACCUCAUCACCCACAGCCGUAAACACAGGGACGACCGGCCACACCGCUGCCCCCGCUGCUUCUACGGCUUCCAGCGCAAAGUGGACCUUCGGCAGCACCAGGAGCGUCACUGCACCUACCGCUGACACAGCCGAGUCGACAUCUUCAGCCUUUUUUUAAUAGGACAGAGAGCUACUGACUGUGUUGACUACUUGUUCCCAAAAGUACUAGCUAUUCUGAGUUACUCUUAUGUUAAAAAACAAUGUUUUAUAUUUAUAUACAAGAAGGUUAGCUUUUUUUCUUUUAAUUAACAUCAUGUCAAGAGCAAAAUGACAAAUGUGGUUCCUCACAAAACAAUGAAUGGCAUUAGUCGGUUUAUAAGAGAUGGGAGUUUUUUAGGGAAAUGUUGUUUAUUUCCCGACAGGAUUCGUCCAUAUUCUCUGCACAUCUGUGAUCAUGUGAGGGCAGAAACCCAAAGUUUACAAAGACUACAGUGAAUAGUACUUUCCUCCUUACUUUUCUGCAAAUUAUCACAGCGAGAGUUCACACUGACCGCAAUAAACGAGUAUAUCAUUUGUG